AUGAGUCAGUACGCAACACAACCCAAAAAUCAGCGUUCCGGGGAGAAUUUAGAGUAUUCGUCACCCCAGGAAUCUGGUGCAACGCCUUCUGUGUCCCUGAACCAGCGAAACAGUAUUUUAGAUCCACAUCUUUCCGUGUUGCACCUUUUAGAGCGGGCUGAGCAGCAUGUACCAGCGUCUUCCGCCGAAACCGUAAAAUUCAGAAAGCCAGACUUUCUACGAUCACCAUCACCUCCGAAAACGUGUGCUUCAGAAGUGAUGCAUCGCAGCAUCUCCGAUUCCUGGCAAUCGAUCAGGCACAUUGAUUACUCUAUUCUCACUUUGUUCAAUGAAAACUCUUCUUCUGAGAAGCAGCAACAGCAACAGCAACAGUCUGAGCAACAACAGCAACAGCAACAGCUGGCGGGUAUUCUUUCAUCGUCUGAUACCUCAGAAGACGAACCUGACCAUUUUUUGUCCCCAUCCCCUAACCAUUAUAGUUUCAGUGGCAAUGCAAAUGCUAUUUUCUCAGAACCACCACACGCACUAGAAACCCCAGCAUUAGCAGCGUACCGCGAAUCUGGAAUUCAUUUUGCGAAAACAGGCAGUCAAAGUUUAAGUGGUCAAGAUACCAUAAAGGACAACGAUGUCGAUAAUGAGACAGUAACUUUGAGUCUGAUGAAGUCGUCUAACUCGUUUGUUAUGCCCAAGUUGUCCGUCCUGAAACCAUGCCAAAAGUUCUGCAUUUUGAUCGUUGGCAAGCCCGCUCAACGGUUUUACCGCGAUAUCCCACGGUCGUAUCGUAAAUUGUUUGAUUUCUGUGAAUCAGACAGCCUCGACUCACACGAGCUAAAUCAGUACAGCGCCGUUAUGAUUAUAUUCACCGAACCAAAAAAUGAGCCACCCCUUCUUGAGAAAGUGGCUUCUCAAAACAACAAUAUCAUUGCCGUAUGUCAGCGUGGACAACAACAACAGAUAUCGGGCCUGCUAAGCGGAUAUUCGCGCUCGUACGAUCUACGUUUGAUUUACCAUCUGACCGUAAUGUCCGACCAUCAGGACGUCCAUCGGUUGCUGCGCUAUCUUCACAGCUUGAGUUCUGACGCGGAUUCUGGCUACGAAACCGAAAUGGGAUCUCGAAAAAUCCGCAAGCGUCGUAAAUCUCAGAAAAAAAAAUCCACUAACGUCAGUGUCAAUCGAUGGGUAGUCUGGAGCUUAUCGCUGACCCUCGGCGUGGGUAUUGGGUACUGCAUUUCAUGUGUUUUGUCCUCUGCAGUGUCAAUUCGGGGCGGCAAACUAUCCAUUGUUUCUCCGGGAGAGACUUCCGGCUUGGACGACAUCCCGGUCUCCUCCCAUGAGCAUAGUUUUGAAAAUUAUAUUCGCCAGCUGGUUCUGGCAUGCAAAAAGGCCGUUAAACAGGUCAAUGUAUCCGUGAAGCAGUACAUGAACGGCCACUCCCUGCUGGUGCUUUGGAUGCAACGGAUGGGCAAAGAGUGGAUGUCUGAAGACCCCGAAUCUUCUUUACCUGGCGUGGCAGCGUUAGACCUAGUUUUGAUGUGA
Molecule: messenger RNA, 1536 nt
Organism: Lachancea lanzarotensis
Lineage: Eukaryota; Fungi; Ascomycota; Saccharomycetes; Saccharomycetales; Saccharomycetaceae
Gene: ATG32
Product: LALA0S09e04500g1_1
Exons: 1
Coding region: 1-1536 (511 amino acids)
Source: RefSeq, a predicted model, not a curated record